AGGGAAAGGCUGCAGAGUCUCACUUAAUGCCCUUGUAAACGGUGCUCAGAGCAAUCCCUAAACCAGUUAAGUAAAAAGUGCCCGGGUGCCUUUAAGAGGAGAGUUAGGAAAUAAGAGGGGGCGUGGCCAUAGGAAAAGAAGUCUCCGGCUGAACCCAGUGGGUGGACUAAGAAAAACUGAUCCCUUCCGGUUACGUAAUCCCAGCAAGAUGGCGGCGCCCAGGGCGCCUCUGCACCUUGUGGCGCCACUAUGGAACACGGGUACCAGGGGCAUCCGAGGCCUGAGCAGGGUGGCGGCCCCAGAGGGCAAUCAGAAGAAGGGGAGGUCGCUGCUGCAGUUCCUGGCUGACCGCUUCUACGAUGUGCAGGCUCUCAGGGAGUACCUGCUCCGAAAGCAGGCGUGGAAGAUGCACCAGAAAAAUCGGCCCUUCACCUACAUCAAAGAGCGGUACGGUCCUUACGCCGCGGGUGCCUAUUUCAUCCUGAAGCUGGGAGGCGCUGUCAAGUUUCAGGGCAAGGAGUGGAUCCGGUCAAAUGCGCGUGGCCACUUCUCUCUUGACUUCUUGAAGCUCCAGACGGUGCCUGUAGAGGCGGUUGAUGCCAGCGGCUGUGCCAUCAACUACCAAGGCCUGGACAGCCUCUUGGCCCUAAAGGAGCUCCAGGUCCUCUGGCUGCAGCGCUGCCCCCACGUGGAUGACUGGUGUCUCAGCCGCCUCCACCCACUGGCCAACUCGUUGCAGGAGCUCUCGCUGGCCGGUUGUCCCAAAAUCUCUGAACGGGGCCUCGCCUGCCUCCACCACCUCCAGAACUUACGUAAGCUGGACAUCUCAGACCUCCCUGCCGUGUCCAACCCAGGCCUCACGCAGAUCCUGGUGGAGGAGAUGCUGCCUGACUGCAAGGUGGUGGGGGCUGACUGGGCCCAGGGCCUCAAGUUGGGGCAGGAGGAGCAGUAACAGGACAUAGCCAGCCCCAUCCCUGCCUAGCCCUCAGCUCCUCCCCAUCAGGCUGGACGGCAGCGGGCCCAUGGAGGAGCUGACAGUUCUGUUACUGUGGCUUCCGGCCAGGUUCACUCCUCUGGGGUUUAGGGUGGCGCCUGGUCAGAGGGGAGAGCGGGAGGCUGGGGUACUAACUCCCCACCUCGGGGGCUCUGGCUGGCUGCACCCUUGGCUGAAGGUCAUAUCACCUGUCAUCCUGUCAGGCAGCUCUUCCUACGUGCUUCUCUCCUGGGCUCCCGCAGCUGCCUCCUGCCUCUCAGGCCUGGGGGAGCUGCACUCCCCCCUGUCCACUACCAUGUCAAGAAACCUUCCUCUCUUGUCCAGAGACUCUUCUCAGAGUAUCCUUAUUUGAAUGGAGCACCUGGGUGGCUCAGUUGGUUAAGCACCUGCCUCUUGGCUCAGGUCAGGAUCCCGGGAUUGAACCCUGCAUCCGGCUCCCUGCUCAGCAUGCAGCCUGCUUCUGCUUCUCCCUCUGCUGCUCCCCCUGCUUCUGUGUGCACACUCUCUCUCAAAUAAAAUCUUUUUUUUAAAAGUAUCCUGGGAUGCCUGGGUGACUCAGUAGUUAUGCAUCUGCCUUUGGCUCAUGUCUGGAUCCCAGGGUCCUGAGAACGAGUCCCACAUCAGGCUCCCUGCUCAGUGAGGAGCAUGCUUCCUCUGCCUAUGUCUCUGUCUCUGUGUCUUUCAUGAAUAAAUAAAAUCUUUUUUAAAAUAAAAAAAUAAAGUAUCCUUCGUGAACGUGC
This is a messenger RNA of Nyctereutes procyonoides (raccoon dog), 1734 nucleotides long. RefSeq names its product distal membrane arm assembly component 2 (gene DMAC2). The transcript is spliced from 6 exons. The record is from RefSeq and is a predicted model, not a curated record. NCBI's taxonomy places the organism in Eukaryota, Metazoa, Chordata, Mammalia, Carnivora, Canidae. The coding region runs from base 209 to 952 and encodes 247 amino acids.